This is a messenger RNA of Pisolithus orientalis, 2556 nucleotides long. RefSeq names its product ABC transporter transmembrane region 2-domain-containing protein. Gene Ontology annotation, cellular component: peroxisomal membrane. Bases 117 to 2417 code for a protein of 766 amino acids. Gene Ontology annotation, molecular function: long-chain fatty acid transmembrane transporter activity; ATP hydrolysis activity; ABC-type transporter activity. Gene Ontology annotation, biological process: very long-chain fatty acid catabolic process; long-chain fatty acid import into peroxisome; fatty acid beta-oxidation. The record is from RefSeq and is a predicted model, not a curated record. The transcript is spliced from 11 exons. NCBI's taxonomy places the organism in Eukaryota, Fungi, Basidiomycota, Agaricomycetes, Boletales, Pisolithaceae.
CCGAAGUGAAACGCUGUUCCAAGUGUCGAUACUAAUAUAAUCACAUGUGAACGCAAGCUUAUGACCACCCCGAAAGCUGACAUUCUAGAUUCCAGCUGUCCAUCGUCGCAGCAUUUAUGGCGACGUUCUCGAAGCUGGCCCAGAAUGAUGUCCAUGUCGCUGCCAAUGUCGUCCAUCAAGUCAAUCGGCUACUCCAACACCCCCCAGCACGGCGGUCGCUGUUGCUACUUCUCGCAUCAGCACUCAUCGUUCGGACGGCAGUCUUCCGCCCGUGUGGACAUGCCCCAUCGAACCGUUCAAAGGAGAAGAGUCCUUGCGUAGUGCGAGAACGAGAGAGCCACGAUUCAGAUGCAAAGUACUUUCCUGUCGACCCACGGGCCCGGGCAUCGAAUGGACGCCCAAAGCCAAAGAGUGUAACGAGCACGUUUCUCCACCAGCUCCGUGCACUUCUCAGGAUUGUCAUACCCUCUCUCUUUACGAAAGAAGCCUUCCUCCUCAUCGCUCACUCAUGUUUCCUCGUACUACGCACAGUGCUCAGUGUAGCAGUCGCAAGACUUGACGGGAAAAUUGUUAGGGAUCUCGUGAGUGCCAAUGGACGCGGGUUCAUAAGAGGUCUGGGUCUCUGGUUCGCCCUUGCAGUGCCGAGUGUGUAUACGAAUUCCAUGAUCCGGCAUCUACAAUCGAAGCUUGCACUGAAAUUCCGCACCCGCAUGGCAGAGUAUAUUCACGACUUGUACCUCUCUCCAUAUCCGGAUCUACGAUAUUACCGUGUGCCACUGCAAGGUGUUGAUCAGUACAUCACAGCCGACGUCGAGGCGUGGUCCGAGAGUAUCGCCGGGAUAUACGGUAACUUGAUGAAACCUUCUUUAGACCUUCUUCUCUUCACAUCUCAGCUCGCACGGGAGCUCGGGUUCAGGGGCACUGUCUUACUGUUCGUGAAUUAUUACAUUACGAUCAAGAUACUUCGUGCCGUUACUCCAGCUUUUGGUCAACUUGCUGCCGUCGAGGCACGUCUCGAGGGUGAGUAUCGUGCAGGUGUGAAUAGGGUAGCAAGGGAGAGCGAAGAGAUUGCGUUCUACGACGGCGGUGCACGGGAACGCGAGAUCCUCACUCGUGUCUAUCUCCGUCUCAUUCGACACAUCAACUCCAUCUACAAGAUCCGCAUCGCGUACGAGUGGACGGAGGACUUCGUAAUUAAGUAUCUCUGGUCGGCAGCUGGGUACGGCCUCAUUGCUGUUCCUUUACUCAUAACGCGGAAACACCAGGGCGGUGGAACUCGUUCAGAGAUGGAUGGAGUGUUUGCUGAUCGCACGGAGACGUACAUAUCAAAUCGGCGAUUGUUGCUUUCUCUCGCCGAUGCAGGUGGACGGCUGAUGUACGCGUACAAGGAUCUCGUAGAAGUUGCUGGGCUUACUGGACGGCUAUACACACUCCUUUCGACUUUACAUCACUUGCCGAAGUUACCUCUUGCCCUCCCUGGUGACGGCAACACUUUCGAACUCAAAAACGUCGACGUCUGUAUCCCUUCCGCCGCUCUCCCAUCAUCCGAGUCAUGUAAUGGUAUGAAUGGUGAAGCCAACGAGAAAGAGGCCAUGACCGCACACGGCGAUUCAUCGACGCUUGUGCGCGCACUGAGCAUUAGGUUACACCGAGGCAUGCACUUGAUGAUCACUGGUUCCAAUGGGGUUGGCAAGACGGCAGUUGCACGUGUUCUUGCUGGCCUGUGGGCGCCGUGUGGACCACUCGCAUCUGUCACUCGACCAUCGGCGGAGAUGGCAGAUGAUGACAGGCGGAGACCUAGACCUGGCGUAUUCGUCGUUCCGCAGCGGGCAUAUAUGGUUACUGGGUCAUUGUUAGAGCAGGUGAUCUAUCCACAGUCACUGGGGAUGUUUUAUGCGGAGGAUGGAGAUAUUCGGGGUUUACAAGAGAUAUUAGAGGCUGCUCAUUUGGGGUAUCUGGUUGAGCGUGAGGGGGGAUGGGGGACCGUGAAGGAGUGGAGGGAUGUGUUGAGCGGUGGGGAGAAGCAGAGGAUGUCGUUGGCGCGGGUGUUUUAUCAUCGACCUAAGUUUGCAAUCUUAGACGAGUGUACGAGUGCCGUGUCAAGCGAUGUGGAAGGACAGAUGUACGAACAUGCUAAAUCACUCGAUAUAUCCCUAAUUACUAUCUCUUUACGAUCAUCCCUCGCGAAAUACCAUACUCACUUGCUCACUCUGAUAGGCGGCGGAACCGGAAACUGGACAUUGACACCUAUCAUGAGCUCAUUCUUGCCUGCAGGCGCUGCUGGUGUUCGGAGCGAAGGAAACGGUAUACAGUAUGGUGGCGGGCCGAAGGAGCUGGAAGAAAUAAAAGUGCUGGAGAAGAAGCUGGAAGAAGCAUGUAAGUGGGAGAGCCGGUUGGCAGAGCUGAAGAGGCGGUGAGGAAGUGUAGCCUAUGUAAUUGAACAUAUCGCAUAUACUGUGUGGGUAAUACUAAAAUCAAGUAUGUAUGAACUGAUGAAAGCUGAAUGGUUGCAUGAGCACUGGCCUGCAGAUGGAGAGUAGUGGGGGCACCAGUAGU